Molecule: messenger RNA, 508 nt
Organism: Onthophagus taurus
Lineage: Eukaryota; Metazoa; Arthropoda; Insecta; Coleoptera; Scarabaeidae
Source: RefSeq, a predicted model, not a curated record
AUGGAUUUUGAACGUGAAAGUAGCAGUGACGAAGAGAUGAUUGAAGAUCUGGAAGAAAUCAACGAAUUAUUUCCUAUUCGUGGUGGCCGAGUCAUGAAAGAAAGAAUCGAUCAUGUUCAUCAUUUAUCUGACGCCGAAUUCGUAAAGAGGUUCCGCCUUUCCAAAGAAUGUUUUCAUCGGUUGUUGUCAGAGGUUGAAGAAAACAUUAAACCACGAACGGAAAGAAAUUCAGCAAUAUUUGCCUCAAACCGGUUAUUAUUAACAUUAAGAUUUUUUGCUACGGGUAAUAUGUUGCUGGCUGUGGCUGAUUUUUGUGGGGUCAGUGAAGCUGCAGCAUCCCAAAUAGUGAAGUUGGUGGCAAUAGCCAUUGCCAAUUUAAGACCCCAAUACUGCAAAAUGCCGGAGGGUGACGACAUUGGAAAAGCGCAAAGAAACUUUUAUAACAUUGCUCGAUUUCCUUUGGUUAUUGGCACCAUCGAUUGUACGCAUGUACGAAUUCAAUCGCCAG